AUGCGGGGUGCAGCGUCUGCCUCAGCACUUACUUCUUCUGCGGCUUCCUCAACGUGGUCCACAAUUCCGCACUCACGCACACCCCCGCUUCAGUCUAACAUCGAAAAGGUGGGAGACAUAGUGCGUCCGUCGUCAGCGACAGCACUACUCUCCUCCCUGUCCACCUCUUCAUCUGGAAUUGGUGAGUCGUUGAGAAGUCCAUUUGCUGAACUUUCGAUGACUUCAGAAGGCGGAACGUCGUGUGCCAGUACCCCCACAACGACCAACACCUUCGCACCGCUCGAAUCAUCAGCUGAGGACGAUACGAUUGGAGACGACGCGGCGGAGGAUUCGAAUUCUGGAGUUGUUGGUGGUGAAGGAGAGAAAGAAGAAGAGAAUCUGGUGAAGGAUUCUCCGGAGAAGAUACCAGAACCUCCUUCAGAAGAUGUUCAAAAUGAGACAGUUAGAGAUGAUGAUGAAGAAGCGAAAAUUGAGGAAGAAGAAGAUUCAAAAAUCGAAAAAGAAGAGGAAAAAGAAGAAGAAAACCCAGUAUCUAUUAGCCGUAUAGAGGCGUUGAUGCAGUUGCGCUCUGUUGAAAAUUCAAAAAAUUCUGAAAAAAAAACUUAUAUUUCUCUAUUUUCAGAACCAGUCGUGGAACCAAAGGAGGAAGAUAGGAUACAGGAGGAAAAAGAGGAAGAGAAGCCAGUUGAAGAACCAGAGCAUUGCUCUGAACCUGGACCAUCGAAAGAACCUGAACCUCAAAUUGAAGAAGAAUCCUGUCCUCCUCACCCUCCUUCUCCUCCUCCACCCGCUGUCAUCGACGAACCCAGUAUAGUAGAAAACGGCCCAACUCAAGACGGUGUCCUUCCGAGUACCUCAUCCGGAGUUCCCGGUGUCACGAUGACGUCGUCACCAGCGCCACCAAGUAAUCCACUGCGAAAACUACGAUACACCAUUCGAUUACCCCAAAAAGCAGCACAACGAUUAAAACGGAUAGCCAACUUCCAGCCGUCGACGUUAAGAAGGAUAAGUCUGAGUUCUUUGAAGAUCGCCGAUGGUGAAACGAUUCGAAUUCCCGAUGGUUCUCCUAUCCCGAUUCCAGUUGCUCCCGAAAUGGAGAGAAGGAGUCCGUGUGGAUCAUCUCUGGAUCGAUCACGGGAAUUGAUUUCAUUGAGUCAUCCAAUGAUUCCUCAUCAACAACCACCUCCUUGUCAAGUUCCUCAGCAUAUGCUACCACAAGCGGUUCAUCCUGGACAUGCUCAUGCCGGUCAUCCAAUGGGUGCUAUUCCACAACAGCUACUCCCACCUCAUCAUCCUGGCGCGCAAGGACAUCCGAAUUUCCAAAUCAAACAAGAACCACCGUCCCAAUUCACACCGCAACCUCAGCCGACUCCACAACCGAUGCCACAACAUCCGAUGCAUCCACAACAGAUGCCACCGCAUUAUCCGCCUGGAGUUCAACCACACCCUCAUCAAAUGCAUCCUGGAAUGCGUCAGAUGACUGCUGAAGAAUUCGCCCAAAUGAGAGCAAGAGAAGGAUUCGCUCCUGGACCGCUGUCAGGACCAAUUUCUGGUCCGAUGUCAGCAUCUCAGAUCAAACAGGAGCUAUCCAGUUCGAGUGGACACCCAACACCGGUUCCCGGAACACCACAAUCCCAGCAGAUGACUCCUCAACCUGUACAAAUGGGUCCGAUAGGUCCACAAGGUCAGCCUGGUCCUCCGUUAACACCUCAGCAACAGCAGCAACAACAAGUCGCAAUGGGAAUGAAUCCACAACAACAUCCGCCAAUGAAUCCACAACAACAAAGGAUACACCAGCAACAACAGCAAGCACAAGCUUCAAGUAGUCCGCUUCUCGUGACUUUGCUCUCUAAUCCGAACCAAGGUGGUCAACCACAGCAACCACCACCACAGUAUGCGCAAGGAAUGACGGUACAGCAGAUGGCAGCGAUUCAACAGCAACAACAACAGCAGCAACAGGUAUCCCUAUUAUUUUAUUACCAACAGCGGAUGAUGCAACAGCAGCAGCAUCAAGCGAUGCUUCAACAACAGCAAGCCCAGCAGCAAGGACCGCCAGGUCAGCCACCAACCACGCCAGUUCCAGGAACGCCAGGGUUCUUUCCUGGACAGCCAGGAGCACCACCAGGAACCCCUGGUCGGCCAAUGGGUCCACCCCCAUUCGGAAUGGGCCAACCACAGAUGUUCCAUGGACCUCAAGGCCAGAUGAUCCAGAGGAUACCAUCGUAUCCUGGCAAUCCGGGACCACCUCAACAGUUCCGUCCUCCACCCCAACAACAGCAACCGGCUCCUCAACAGCAACAACAGGAUGCUCCGAUUGCGGAGCCGCCGAAAAAGAAAAAGCGUCCCACGAAGAAGCAGAAAGAGGCAGCUGCAGCGGCGGCGUUGGAGCAGCAACAACAGCAGCAACAGCAACAAAUGCAGGCGUAUUAUGGUCAACAGCAGCAACAGCAAAUGAUGCAGCAUCAGCAACAACAAGGACAGAUGAUGCAUCAAGGGCAAGCGGGAUAUCCGGGACAGCAGUUUCCAGGAAUGCCACCUCAGGGAGGAUUCCCUCCAGGAUUCCAUCCAGGAGGACCUCCGCCGACGCCACAACAGCAGCAAAUGUGGCACCAGCAGCAGCAGCAAAGGAUUGCCAUGUUCCAACAACAACAGCAGCAACAAGGUCAGCAAGGUCCUCCGCAACCAAUGGGACAGCAGCAGCCACCAAUGGGUCAAUGGCCACCCCAGCAACGCCAACUCCCAGUUCCAUAUCCUCCAGGCACGAAUCAACUUCCUCCAGAUGCGAACCAACCACCAACCCAACCGCAACAACACACUCCCAACCAGCCACCACCGCCAUCAAUUCAACAUCGGCUAUCCGGAGAGUUUGCACCGCCGCCAGGGACAUCAUCUGGAGAAGGAGGUCAGAAUACACCUCAAUCGGGACAGUUUACUCCUAAUCAUGGAUUCCAACGCAGCGACUCGUCGGCAAGUGUCUAUUCGGGUAGUCAUACUCCAUUUGGACCAGGGCAAUCUGUACCACAGCAACCGGGACCAUCGCAGGCGGGUCCAUCGGCUCCACCGCCAGGUCAACAGCAUCAACAGAACGCGUCAGGUGACCAGGGAGAGAAGACGAUGGUGGAUCAGUUGCUGAAUUGUUCGGAGCCAUGUAAGUUGAAAUCCUUAUCUAACACAUAUAACAAUUUCUAUAUUUUUCCAGUGGCUGAUCUUGGAGACCUUGGUGACCUCGGAGAACUUGACAUCGAACCAAUGGAAAAUUCUCAAGACAACCCUCCAGCAGCGCCGAGCACGUCAAACGGAGAAGACGCAGAUCGAAACGAUAGGCUAGCCGCUUCAAUCAUGGAAGUCGUAGAAAGUGUCGCCCGCGCUGGCCGCGGCCGACCGAAUAGUGCUGAAGUGGCAGCUCUAACCGAUCCACGUGGCAAUCACUCACUGAAUUCACAACUGCCAACUGCAAGCCCCGGAGGAAGGAAUCUGUCACAUGAGCACAAUAUGAGAGCUCACGCGUUUCAUGGAGCAAAUCGGAUGGAGCCAAAUGGGAUGCCAUCUGGUCCAGGAGGUCCGAUGAGGAUGGUUAAUGGAGGACACGAGGUAAAGCCGAAAUUCCAAAACGGUGCUCGUCGUCAACAACCCCAACCGCUUCAACAUCCCCAACAACAGCCACCCAUGGGAAUGAUGCAGCCGCAAAUGAUGAAGAACGAGUUGACUGACGAUCCGAACGAUGCCAAAAUUGCUGAAUUCGCCAAAACGAUAAGCGAGAAGGAUAAGAAGAUCAAGGCAGCGGCGGAGAGCAAGACGAAGUUGCAGGCGAAAUCGAAUCGAAAGCCACGAACAUCGAAAGCAAAGGCAGCGGGACCACAAGCCAUGCCACCACCACCUCAUCCACAGCAGCAAAUGACUCUUCAACAACACCAACAAAUGCAACAACAACAACAACAUCCGAAUGCUCAAAUGAUGAUGCAAGGGCAUCCAGGACAUCCAGGCCACAUGCAGAUGCAUCCACAAAUGCAGCAACACCAUAUGCAACAGAUGCAAAUGCAGCAGCAGCAGCAGCAUCACCAACAACAGCAGCAGCAUGAAGAAAUGAUGCAAAUGCAGAUGCAUCACCAGCAGCAACAACAACAGCAAAUGCAUCAGAUGCCACUUCAUCAUUUGCCACAACCGCCACCGCAACAUCAAAAUCAUGGAAUUCCUCAGGCUCCGCCCCCUCCAUCUGCUCCGUCGACUCCUGUUGCAGUCGCUCCGCCUCCCCAACCACAGGCCUAA
Messenger RNA from Caenorhabditis briggsae, 4266 nucleotides. It is a transcript of the gene Cbr-pqn-20, whose product is annotated as Protein CBR-PQN-20. Bases 1 to 4266 code for a protein of 1421 amino acids. The record is from RefSeq and is a predicted model, not a curated record. NCBI's taxonomy places the organism in Eukaryota, Metazoa, Nematoda, Chromadorea, Rhabditida, Rhabditidae. The transcript is spliced from 8 exons.